Molecule: messenger RNA, 1702 nt
Organism: Sycon ciliatum
Lineage: Eukaryota; Metazoa; Porifera; Calcarea; Leucosolenida; Sycettidae
Exons: 4
Coding region: 398-979 (193 amino acids)
Cellular component (GO): membrane
Source: RefSeq, a predicted model, not a curated record
AGUAUGCUUACAAACGCAUAGGACCACAAGCGUAAACAAAUUUAGCGCUAAAUCUGGUGUAAGGUAUGGCUAGAAAGCUGGCGCGGGCCAAGGCGCGACAGUAGAAGGUCUAGGAGGGUGGCGAGCACCAGGCAUGUACUGUGCCUUGCGUUGAGGUAUAAAAAUGUGACCACUGGUCAGAUACCCUAUCAUAAUCUCUGUAAUAACUUGGUAAUAACUGCUGCUGUGCCUGAAGUGCUGGUGCGUUGAAGAGCAUAGUCAGAUACGUCUCCAAACCUUACAUUCAACCUAACUGUGUUCGUUACCGACCGGAUUUAUUACAACGUAGGUUGGAUGUUAACCGGGCUUCACAGACAAGUUUAGAUCAUCUGUAGUUUUAGUAACAAAGCAGUUGAAGAUGGCGAAGCUAGGUAUACCGCUGCUGAUAGUUGCUGUCGUUACGCUGGCGCUAAUGAUCACGGCUCACGUUGUACCGGAGUGGUUUGUCCUGGACGUGAACUUCCCGGAACUCGAUUUCGCCAUGCGGGUGGACACUGGACUGUGGAGACAAUGCCGGAUGAGGAGUGGAAUAAAUGUAACGACUUGUAUAAACUACAUUUCGGACCGUGGAAUCGAAAAAUUGUCAAACACUUUGCGCUCCGCUAUGGCGUUUGGCCUUCUUGCCACGAUCCUUGCUGGCUGGGGCCUUAUCCUGUCCAUCGCAAUGGAGAUGAAAGGCACUCUUCGGACAGCACUGGCACUGGCACUAGGUCCUCGCAUACUCUUUGCUGUGUCGGGACUAUUCAUGAUUGUAUCUGCCAGCACCUUUAUCGGGUUUGUCAAGCAGCAGGAAUUUGACAAACUUCCCUUUACGAAGUACGGUGCGUCCUUCAUCAUCGCUUGGGUGACGGUCGCAACAUCCCUGGCAUCCGCGCUCCUCGCUCAUCUGCACCACUCCAAGCAGCAGGCGCCUGCGGAUGGACUGGCACAACAAAUCUGAACAUAUGAAGUUCAUCCACCGUCCGUAGAGGGCUCAAUUUGCCCAAGGAAAAGAGAGCCAAUUUUCGUCUGAGGGUCGAUUAAGUUCGUGAAACUCAGAGUUACGAAACCACAACUGUUCGUUCUUCUGUCUGUGCAAAUCUGAGCAUGCAGUGCAACUUAUAUUUCGUGCAACCUAUUGGGGACUCCUUGACAUGCUUUCUUGCUAAGCAAGUUAAAUUGACCAACAGAGUGCGUUACGCAGUACUAAGCGACCUCCACAAUAUUCUUGAUUUGUUUAUUCUCCAUCAUAUUACAGAUCAGAUACAUGUACACUCAUCUACAUGUACAUACAGUGAAAAUGACAGUGACACUCACUCCGUACGUACUCUGCGAAUACAUACUAUUUAGUCUGUCUCGACACGAAAGCUUGCCGCCGCAGUACGCUCUUAUUGAUCAAUGCCACAUGAUUUUGGUUGAGAUUGGGAUCACGUUUCAAUUGUACAUUGUAUGCUAUGAGAAUACUGAUUAAACCUUCCUGCCGCACAUGCAUAUUCAUGUUCAUGUACAUGUAUGGGUGCAUUGUAUCGACAGUUAAGUUGGACAGUGCAUAGUGUUAUUGGCUAUACAUGUACUCCCAUUGUAAACUAUCACAGUAUAGGAAGACUAGCGCGUCAUUUCAAGUCUUUUUUAAAUACUUUUAGAAAUGCGAGAUAAUAGUGAUAAUACAAACAUUGUAUCUGCA